Messenger RNA from Corylus avellana, 1000 nucleotides. RefSeq names its product putative F-box protein At1g67623. Lineage: Eukaryota; Viridiplantae; Streptophyta; Magnoliopsida; Fagales; Betulaceae. The record is from RefSeq and is a predicted model, not a curated record. Gene Ontology annotation, molecular function: protein binding.
AGGAAAUUCUAUUUUGUCUGCUGUCCUAAUUCAUUGAGGAAAAGGAAUUGGCUUUGGCUCUAUCCUAAACCGGCAUGGACUAGUAUUAUGACGUGUAAGCAUAGGAAGACGUCACAACUCUAUAUAUAGGAUCCUUUUUCUUAACCACAAAUAUCUGGAGUUUUUAUUCAAACUUGCUUUUGGGUCGGGUAAUCGUUCUAAUUCCCAUUAAACGGUCCUCUUCGUUUCUUUCUUGCUAUGAUGUUUUCCUCGCCGGGUGUUUCAAAGCCAACGGGAAAGAGAAGAGAGCAGCGCAAGGUCGGCAUAAAAUCUCUCCCAAAUGACUUGUUGAUGGAAGUUCUUGCCAAGAUUGCAUCAGCUUCGUUCACCGACCUUCUAAACAUUAAGUCAAGUUGCAAGGAUUUUCACGGGUUGGCAGAGGAUGAUUACAUCUUUCAACACGUCUCGUUGAAGGAGCUUCCACUCGUUUGGUACACGAAAAAUGAGGUUUCGUCACUCUUAAGACGUUGUAAAAAGAGUGAAAACCCAGAUGCAUUAUUUAGAGAAGGCAUAUGUGGGUACUUCAGUUCUAAGGAUCAAGGAUUGGGGCUUGAGUUCUUGGAGAAAGCAUCUAGAAAGGGGCAUGUUGAAGCGUCGUAUAUAUAUGGUCUUAUUUUAAUUUGUUCUGGGGGUCAAUUAAAGCAACAGGGCUUGCAGCUUCUCUCUUCUUUAAUUACUUGCGAGCUAAGAGGCUCAAGAAUAAAAGAAUGUCGAAGGAGAGUAAAAGACUAUGUUCGAAGCAUGUGGAUCAACAAUAACAUUGUUAGAGAUCAAGAGCCUUAUUGUCAUAUAGAAACAUGCAACAACUACGGGAGGACGCCAAAUUCUUUGGCGACGAAAAAGGCAAGAUGGCAUUCCGGCGACUAUAUAGAAGAUGAGAAUGCUAAGUUUAUGUGUUGUGCGUAUUGCCAAUGCGAUCAUGAAGUGGAUUUGUUUUGUAACAUGUUACAGGGAAAGUAGA